Molecule: messenger RNA, 807 nt
Organism: Brachypodium distachyon (stiff brome)
Lineage: Eukaryota; Viridiplantae; Streptophyta; Magnoliopsida; Poales; Poaceae
Product: putative glycine-rich cell wall structural protein 1
Exons: 1
Coding region: 152-616 (154 amino acids)
Source: RefSeq, a predicted model, not a curated record
GCUAAAGAAAAACAAAAAAAACGCGAGGCACCCCAGCGAAAAAGAGACCCGGUCAACAACCGGAACCGGAAGGGUCAACUCAAGGGCCAAGAGCCCAAGAUUCUUUAUUCUCUACUCUGUGCAGUGCGCACGCGCCGUCGACGACAUCGCCAUGGACGCACCGAGGGACCCCCCACCCGGGCGCGCGCGCGCGCCGCCACCGGGAUGGAGCGGCGAUUCCGCGUCCGGGCAGGGCACCGGCCCCGACGGCUCCUUGAGCAGGUACGGCUGGGAGUGGGCGUCGGGGCCUGGAGGCGGCUGGGGCUACGGCUACGGCCACAGCUCAGCGCAGAGCCCCGGCGGCACCGCGGCAGAGGGAUCGGCGUUCGGGUUCGGCUACGGCAGCGGCGGGGGAGGAGGCGGUGGAGGGGGGAGCGGGCGUGGAGGAGGAUUCGGCUUCGGCGGGCGCGGCGGCCACGCUGGAGGGUUCGGCUGGGGCGGCCGGCACGGCGGAUGGGGAGCCGGCGGUGGGGCGUUUGGGAGCGACCACGGCGGCUGGGGCAUGCGCGGAGGGUUCGGCGGUGGGAGGCAAGGGCAACGGCCGCCGCCGCGUGGAGGACGCGCCGGCCGCAAUUGACUCCGGGUCUGUAUGGUAUGGCGCGGUGUCGCUACCAGUAGUACCAGUAGCAGAGUGCGUGAUCUUGCUGGUCUCUCUCUCAGGCCGGUUCAACCUUUGUUGUCUUGAAGUGUUGAUGAUCAAUAGCAUGAUCAGGGUCUUGACCCUUGGAUUGGUUUAUAACUUUGAAUGCGCAAGUGAUUAUGGUGAUG